Messenger RNA from Talaromyces stipitatus ATCC 10500, 987 nucleotides. RefSeq names its product 4'-phosphopantetheinyl transferase NpgA/CfwA. NCBI's taxonomy places the organism in Eukaryota, Fungi, Ascomycota, Eurotiomycetes, Eurotiales, Trichocomaceae. The coding region runs from base 1 to 987 and encodes 328 amino acids. Gene Ontology annotation, cellular component: cytosol. The transcript is spliced from 2 exons. The record is from RefSeq and is a predicted model, not a curated record. Gene Ontology annotation, molecular function: magnesium ion binding; holo-[acyl-carrier-protein] synthase activity.
AUGGCCACAACCCUCACUAGAUGGUACAUCGACACCCGCCCCCUAACCCAAUCGACCUCCAACCUCCCCUUACUCUCAACCCUGCAGGAGCCCGACCAAACCUCGAUCCAGAAAUACCUCCGUCUAUCCGAUCGACACAUGUCCCUAGCCUCAAAUCUACUCAAAUACCUCUUUAUACAUAGAACAUGUCGAAUCCCCUGGAGCGAAGUGAGACCAUGUUUUGUUCCGUCUGUCGCGGAUGUACCGGCGGCGGAGUUUAAUGUUACGCAUCAAGCUUCGUUUGUUGCGUUGGCCGGGUGUCUUGUUCCAUCCACAAAAAGUGAUGGGAAGUUGCAGGGCCAAGAUGAGAUAGCCGUUGCUACUCAAGCAGUCUACUCCGAACCGGAACCAUCAUCUGCUCCAAUUCCAGCAAUACCCCAGGUAGGCAUAGACGUAACCUGCGUCGACGAACCGGGUCGUCGUCGUGACAAGGCUCCCAUGAGCCUAAAGGACGUCACGGAUUUCAUCGACAUUUUCAAAGAUGUGUUUUCUCAACGAGAAUUGGAGACUAUGAAGCAAGCUGCAUCGACAUCAUCGACAUCUUCACUUGCAGAAGUUAUAAAAUCAUCUUUGCGUCUGUUCUACGCAUAUUGGGCGCUGAAAGAGGCAUACAUCAAAAUGACCGGGGAAGCAUUACUUGCGCCUUGGUUACGAGAGCUUGAGUUUACGAAUGUUGUUGCUCCGGCACCUGUUGCUGAUGCUGAUGCAUGGGGUGAACCGUACAGGGGAGUCCAGACAUGGUUAUAUGGGAAGAAGGUGGAAGAUGUUAGAGUUGAAUUGGUUGCGUUUGAGUCUGAUUAUCUACUGGCGACGGCGGCUAGGGGUGCGAAUCUGGGUUCCUCGGGGUUGAGGGGUGGGGAUGAUGCUUGGAAAGAGGUUGUGAGUAUUGAUAUUGAGCGGGAUGUUAGGCCGUGUGCUAUGGGGGAAUGUCAGUGUUUGGAUGGGUAA